AUGUCUGCAAGUAAAUUCACCUCGGAAUCGGAAACAGAUGUAAUCAUUCUCGGCGCCGGACCUGCGGGUCUGAUGGCUGCCUACUGGAUGGCACGUUACGGGAUCCGCACCCGAAUCAUCGAUAAACGUCCUACAAAGGUGUUUACCGGGCACGCCGAUGGAAUACGUAUGCGGACGUUGGAAAUCUUCGAUAGUAUGGGAAUCUAUCACAAGGUUGAUUACGAGGGACAUCCGAUCGUUGAACCUGGGUUCUGGGUACCCGGACCAGAAGGCAAGUUGGUUCGCCAAGGUCCUAUUACUCCGGCCCAAGUUCUUUUAUCGCCGUACCACCACAUGGUUUUGAGCCAAGCCCGUAUUGAGCGGUUUGUGCUGGAUAGUAUCCGAGAGCAUUCGGAUAUUGAAGUUGAGCGUGGUGUUCUUGCCGAGUCGUUUGAGUAUGAUGAAACGUCCGAUACCAAGUAUCCUAUCACCGUUACUUUGCGCCAUUCCGGUUCCGAGAAGGAUAUUACGAUCCCUGGUGACUUGGAAGAUCGGGAAUGGGAGUAUUUGACUCGGCGGAAACGAUCAGCUGGAAAGGAAAUUGUUAAAGCGAAGUAUAUCAUCGGCUGCGAUGGAGCGCAUAGUUGGACGAGGAAGCAAUUGGAUAUUCCAUUCGAAGGGGCAAGUACGGAGCAUAUUUGGGGUGUGAUCGAUGUCGUGCCAUUGAGUGAUUUUCCGGAUAUCCGUCGACUGGUCACGGUGACCAGCACAGUAGGAACGAUCCUAGUAAUCCCACGCGAAAGAAAACUAGUCCGCUUCUACGUCCCUGUUCACGUUGCCAACGACGAGACCGACAAAACCCGCUUCGACCGCUCAACAAUCACACCUGAAAAAAUCAAAGCACGCGUCCAAGCCAUUCUAGCCCCAUAUACCUUUGACUUCGAAAUCAUCGAUUGGUGGACGGCAUACCAGAUCGGCCAACGCAUCGCACCAACAUUCGCAAAAGGGGACCAUGCAUUCCUGGCCGGUGAUGCGGUGCACACGCACUCACCGAAGGUAGGCUUAGGCAUGAAUGUGAGCAUGCAAGAUGGAUUCAACAUCGGCUGGAAGAUUGCUUUAGUGGUAGCUGGUGUGGCGGACCCAGCUAUUCUGAAGACUUAUAACGAUGAAAGACAUCGGAUUGCGGAAUUAUUGCUCGAAUUCGAUAAAGUAUGGUCGUCUUAUUUUACGGCUGAGACUAAGCCACCGUCACCUGGGGAUGGGCCAGGUAAGACGGAGAAUAUGAUUAAGGUUGUGGAGGAGUUUCAGAAUUUUGCGGAUGGUUUUAAGGCGUUUUAUGGUCAUAGUCCGUUGGUUUGCAAGGAAAGUGAGCAUGAAGGGCCUGCAUGUGCGAUUAACCUCGUUCCUGGGGAACGGAUUCCAUCGGCGAAACUUCGUCAGCCGGCUGAUUCGACGGUGGGAUGGUCGAUGGGGAUUAUGAAGAGCGAUGGGCCUUUCAGACUUGUUGUUUUGGCUGGGGAUAUUCGUGAUGAGAAGCAGAAGGCGCGAGUUGAUGCUCUUGGCUCUUGGCUGCAGGGUCUGGAUGAGAGGCCCUCUAUUUUGACGCGUUAUGCUUCGAUUCCGGGACGAUUCGAUAUUGUUGACACAUUGACGAUUCACAGUGCUCCGUGGACGGAGGUGGAGUUCUUUGAUUUCCCCGAGAGCUUGCGUCCAUUUGAUCCUCUGAUGGGCUGGGCCUAUGACAAGAUUUGGUGUGAUGACCCCGUUGUUUGGGAUAAAGAAUGUGAUGGAAAGGCGUAUGAGCGAUGGGGCGUUGAUCGAAUUCGUGGUGCGAUGUUCAUUCUUCGACCAGACCAGUACGUUGGAUGGGUUGGCGAGUUAGAAGACGUGGAGGGUGUGACUCGUUACUUGGAUGGUUUCUUGACCCAAAACGCGACACCAAGUGCAGAGUGA
Penicillium longicatenatum is the source of this 1932-nucleotide messenger RNA. RefSeq names its product putative phenol 2-monooxygenase. Lineage: Eukaryota; Fungi; Ascomycota; Eurotiomycetes; Eurotiales; Aspergillaceae. Gene Ontology annotation, molecular function: FAD binding. The coding region runs from base 1 to 1932 and encodes 643 amino acids. The record is from RefSeq and is a predicted model, not a curated record. The transcript is spliced from 5 exons.